Sinocyclocheilus grahami is the source of this 1539-nucleotide messenger RNA. It is a transcript of the gene dnajc5ga, whose product is annotated as DnaJ (Hsp40) homolog, subfamily C, member 5 gamma a. Lineage: Eukaryota; Metazoa; Chordata; Actinopteri; Cypriniformes; Cyprinidae. The record is from RefSeq and is a predicted model, not a curated record. The transcript has 5 exons. The coding region runs from base 160 to 759 and encodes 199 amino acids.
UCAAACGCGUCCUCGGAGCGCUCUACGCUUUACAAGGGAGGACAUGCGAUAGCAAUGAGGAGCUGUACAUAGGAUAUCUAAAGAACCAUUCGGCUGAGUCCUCUAUGAUUCAGCCACAAUUGACUAUAUCGUAUUACCACCCAGUUCAAGCAUUGAAUCAUGGCAGACGCCAAGCCACCCUCUGACAGGCCUCAGAGGAAGAUGUCCACUACAGGGGACAGUUUAUACAAGGUGCUGGGAUUGGAGAAAGGGGCCACAGCAGAGGACAUUAAAAGAGCCUACAGAAAACUGGCUCUGAAAUACCAUCCAGACAAGAAUCCAGACAACCCUGAAGCUGCAGAAAAGUUCAAAGAAAUCAACAAUGCCAACUCAAUCCUCGCUGAUGAGACCAAGCGCAAGAUCUACGAUGAAUACGGUUCCAUGGGGCUCUACGUGUCCGAGCAGUUUGGAGAAGAGAGUGUCAAAUACUACUUCCUCAUGUCAAAGUGGUGGUUCAAGGCUAUGGUCAUGUGCUGUGCCGUUUUCUCCUGUUGCUGCUGCUGUUGCUGCUGCUGUUUCUGCUGUGGAAAGUGCAAACCACCAGGGGAGGAUGAGAACUACCAGUACGUGGACCCAGAAGACCUGGAGGCCCAGAUCAAAGCAGAGCAGGAUGGUGGAGGCUCAAAUGUCCCUAUUUUGAUCCAGCCCAGUUCCACCCUCAACACCUCAGAGUCCACACAUUUCGCAGCCAGCCAGUCCAUGUACAACACCCAGAAAUGAGCCACCUGCCUGGUCCUGGUCCCAGUCAUUACUGAGGGGGUCCUGCUGAUGGACUCUAAGGCCUCUGAUGUAGUGUGCUGACCGCAGGGCAUCAUGGCACCAGGACUAAACUGUGCCACUGCGCCAUACCCUGACUCUGACCCACUGGAAUCGAGUGGCAGUUUGCCAAAAGACAAGGAAGUCUCUGCCAGUCUCACUUCAUCUGUGUCUCCACUGGUGUGUAUGUCUGUCUGUUCGUAUAUAACUACCCGUUCAUUUCAAAAUAAUAUAGCUAUGAGACUGGUGCCACUGGGCAUUGCUCCAGGUGGGAAGUGGGUUUUACUUUUUGGGGUGUUUCUUUUUGGUUCUGGCUAUUUAUUUAAUUUUUUACUCUUUUUUUUUUUUAUUUAUUUUUUUUUUUAUAUAUAUGUUAGAAAGCAUGGACAUGAGUGGAAUGUUCAUGUGAGUGCAUGCAAAGCAAUAACAGCAUGCCACUACUAUACAGCAUAGGAACAUGUGCAAAAACCCCUCCCACUUAUCUUCAUCCAAAUGCGGAGCCACAACAUGGCACCUUUCUUUUAGUUUGCUUCUUUAGAUGGCAGUGUUUUCCAUUCUCAAGUUUGCAGUCAUCUGUUACAUUUGCAUUAAACUGCAUAUCGUUUAAGAUCGAAAUGGUCAAUCGUACGCAAAUGACAAGACCGCUGUGUAACAACUUUUUCUUACCAAAGUUAAGGCAGAUGCCUCAAAUGUCAGCUGAUGUGCCAUGCUUGGUAUUCCAAGCCAUGUGCAAUGGUCAUACAU